Alosa alosa (allis shad) is the source of this 806-nucleotide messenger RNA. Its product is annotated as membrane-spanning 4-domains subfamily A member 4D-like. Bases 53 to 646 code for a protein of 197 amino acids. The record is from RefSeq and is a predicted model, not a curated record. Lineage: Eukaryota; Metazoa; Chordata; Actinopteri; Clupeiformes; Clupeidae. The transcript is spliced from 7 exons.
CACUCGGCUCCGUCUCCCUCCCCUCGGUAUUUUGUUAUCCUUGUGUGUGAAAAUGGAGGGAGAGAGUACUGACUCAGAGAGGAAGGCAAAUGGGGUGACUGAAGUUCAAACAGUGACAGGAGGAAACAAGCCGCUACAUCGCUUUUUAGCAGGACAGCCAAGAUACAUUGGGAUUGCGAUUAUGUUCUUUGGCUGUAAUGAGCUGAUGCUGGGUCUCCCGCUGAUUAGAGAGACCAUAACGACCUCAGUGAGAUUGUACACUCCUUUCUGGCAAGGCACAUUGUUCAUGAUCUGUGGAAGUUUGUCAAUUCACACUCACAGCUACCCAUCCAAAAAGCUGGUGACUGUGUGCUUGGCUAUGUACAUUGUCACAAUACUAGGCGGUUGCUUUACACUUAUUUUCAGACUGAUUGCCAUUACUGAUAUAAGUGGAAUGUUCUAUUAUACUUUCGAUGAUGAUGGUGAUGAUGCAUAUGUCCGCCUUGCUCAGCUGAAAAUCACUGAGGCUGUGUUAUAUUCAUCUACAAUAGUUGUGAUUAUUCUCCUCAUUUGUCUUUGCUGUUUUGCCAAACGAUCCUUAAAGUCCUCCAACACACAGGUCAUCAUGCGACAAGUUCUGAUGGUCACCGACACAGAGACAGAAUGAACAGAGUUACACAGUGGAAAUGUUACCAUUUUCUCAAAACUAAUAACUGAUUAAUUUCACUGUAACCACACUAAUGGACUCACUCUAUUUGGUCAUUAUACCUCAUACUGCAAAACAUGAAUUUGAUAUAUAUAUAAAACAUAAUUUUUGAUAUAUUACA